AUGGCCUUCAUAUCGAGAAUUCUGGUCAUCCUGAUGCCCUAUGCCCUGGCACAGCAGUUCACGGGCUUCGUCUCUUCCUAUGAGUACUUCGAUCUGAGUGCAUCAUGCCUUCGCACGCUCAACACCACCUUGGAAUGCUCGGGACGGCUUGCCUCUCAUGCGAAUUUCGAAUCACACAGGGUCGACGUCCUUGAUGCCGAUGGCAUAGCCACGAUUUGCACUGCUGAAUGCAGACAAUCAAUGGAAGAUUUGCGGUCCCGAAUCGAAAGCGACUGCGACCCUAAAAACGACUUACUCGAUCAUGGUCUAACACUGUUCCCUGCAACACACAUUCUGGACCGGUAUAUCUACACCUAUGAGAUUUCUUGUUACACGGACCGCGACUCGGGAGAGCCUUGCGAUUCGAUUUUGGGCACAUGGAGGAACCAAACUGAUGAUGGUCCACACGACUGCCACGACUGUAUCCUUGGGCCGAUGGAAAUCGAGGUCAACUCGGAAAUCGGCCACACGGAGGACCGGGCUAUCGAAUUCCAGGCUGCCGUCUUGAGUUGCAGCAAGACAGGCUACACUUACACCCAGCCGAGCACACACAGCACGGCAUCUGCGGCGCCAGCCGAGUCCACCAUUGCAGCUCUUGGAUGGUCCGCUCAGCGUAUGUCGGCCGACUGCGCUUCUACGUACCAUGUACGAGACGGCGAUACUUGCGAGAGAAUUUCGGCCGAGCAGAGUGUUUCGUCAAAAGGCCUCAUCGAGGCGAAUGAUGUUAUCAACGGAUGGUGCAACGGUCUCGAAGCGGGACAAGAACUGUGCAUGCCUGCCAAGUGCGAUGUUCAUUUCAUCCAACCUGGCGACUCAUGCGAGUCUCUGGGUGAAAAGUACGGGGCUACGCCAAAGGAUCUUCAAGAUUGGAAUCCAUUAAUGUACAUCCAGUGUGAUGACUUCGAGUACACGAAAUCCACUUACGUGUGUGUCGGCAGGAGCUUCCACUACCAGGAGGAACUCCACAUUUGCGACAGCUCGGCUCGCUAUAGGAAUAACGACUUCAGUGUCUGA
This is a messenger RNA of Colletotrichum karsti, 1053 nucleotides long. Its product is annotated as LysM domain-containing protein. NCBI's taxonomy places the organism in Eukaryota, Fungi, Ascomycota, Sordariomycetes, Glomerellales, Glomerellaceae. The transcript is spliced from 5 exons. Bases 1 to 1053 code for a protein of 350 amino acids. The record is from RefSeq and is a predicted model, not a curated record.